This is a messenger RNA of Neoarius graeffei (lesser salmon catfish), 1238 nucleotides long. RefSeq names its product ornithine decarboxylase antizyme 1a (gene oaz1a). Gene Ontology annotation, molecular function: ornithine decarboxylase inhibitor activity. NCBI's taxonomy places the organism in Eukaryota, Metazoa, Chordata, Actinopteri, Siluriformes, Ariidae. Gene Ontology annotation, biological process: positive regulation of protein catabolic process. Gene Ontology annotation, cellular component: cytoplasm; nucleus. The record is from RefSeq and is a predicted model, not a curated record.
CCCACUGCCUCUUCACAACACACCAAGUUGCGAAAUAAACAAGUGCAGUGGUGCCGACGCUGUCCGGAUGGUUAAAUCCAACCUCCAGACGAUCCUGAAUAGCCAUUGUUUUGCCAGAGAAAAAGAGAGAAAUAUAUCCAAGAUGCCAGUAGUCGAAAUAACCCACAAUAAACCUGAAAUCAAAAGUCCCAGCAGGUGCCCUCGGUGUUGCAGUAACCCGUGUCCAGGGCCUCUGUGGUGUUCCGAUGCCCCUCUCCCACCCCUAAAGAUCCCAGGUGGGCGAGGGAACGAUCAGAGGGAUCACAGUCUUUCAGCCAAGUUAUUCUAUUCUGACACUCGGUUGCUGGUCCUUGAGGAGCCUCCACCUUUGAACAGCCGUGUGCGUUUUCUGCUCUUUGAGCGGCGUAGUUCGGAGAUCAAGCCUGUGGUGUGGAGGGGGUCGCUGGUCGGGGUUCGGCUUUACGUCGAGAUCCCCCCAGGAGCUCUUCCUGAAGGAAGCAAGGACAGCUUUGCACUCUUGCUAGAAUUUGCAGAGGAGAAGCUUCAGGUUGAUUACGUUUUCAUUUGCUUCCAUAAAAAUCGUGACGACAGAGCAUCGCUGCUGCGGACAUUCAGUUUCCUGGGCUUUGAGAUUGUGAGACCGGGUCAUUCACUCGUCCCAUCCCGCCCUGAUGCUUUCUUCAUGGCUUACAGCAUGGAAAGAGAAUUGGACAAUGAUGAAUAAUACCCAAUAAACCAUCGCUUCAGUACCUUGUGCUCAUUCAUUCCAAUUUUUCAUUAGUAAAAUAAUCCUAAACUAUAUCUGUGACAUGCAUUGAUGUUUCUUGUGAAUCCUUUCAUAGUUUUUAUACAAGUGGUGCUGUCAGUUUGCAUUAGUGAACCUUCCACUUUAAAUCAUUAGGAAAUCACAUUCACACACUGCUCAUUAGUCUAAUAAUUAUGGAUAUAAUUCCCAUGCAACCAAUGUUAAAUAAGUUUGUUUCCUUCCUGAUUUGUACACUUAUUUUCCUCUGUUACUGUGUGCAUGACUCAAAGUUUUGUUUUUUUUUCUUCCAACUUCAGUUGAAUUAAUAUACAUAAUGGAAGAAAUUAGAGAAUAAAAUUUCACCCUGUGUCCUGGUUUAACUUAACUUGAUACUGCUGGGAAGAGUUGUUUUUCCUCUCAUGCUGAUAGCAGUUCCAGUGUUAUAAAUGAGUAAAAGGUUUAAGUAUCAUCAAUAAAGGUGGCUAAAAUACUG